CAGCCCGCCACCUGAAUCACGAGGGAAGCGGCGGCCGAGCAUCCUCCCCACCCCCGGCGCCCUCCGUCCCGCUCCAGCCGCCCGCUCUCGCACCUCCGCCCCUGCACCGCCGCUCAGCGCCGAGGACGGGGGGCUGCUCUUCGCCCGCAGAAACUUUGCACCCCCGGGUCGUGGCGGGGACCGUGGGCAUCCAAACAAUGAUUCCUCCGGGGGAAUGCCUAUAUGCUGGGAGGAAAAGGAGGAAACCCAUUCAGAAACAAAGGCCUGCAGUUGGGAAUGAAAAAUCAAAUCCUUCGAAGAGACACAGGGACCGCCUGAACGCAGAACUGGAUCAUCUGGCCAGCCUCUUGCCUUUUCCACCCGACAUCGUAUCGAAGCUGGACAAACUUUCUGUCUUGCGUCUUAGUGUCAGCUAUCUCCGAGUCAAAAGUUUCUUUCAAGCCAUUCAAGAAAAGCACUUUAAGAAGCAAGUUGGCCAAACGAUAAAAGAAGACAAUAUAUCUAACAAGACUGCUGUACAAGAAGGUGGACUUCUACUAGAAUCACUGAACGGUUUUGCGUUGGUGGUGAGUGCAGAUGGAAUGAUAUUUUAUGCGUCAUCAACGAUUGUGGACUAUCUAGGGUUUCAUCAGACUGAUGUAAUGCACCAAAACAUAUAUGAUUACAUUCACGUGGAUGAUCGCCAGGAUUUCUGCAGACAACUGCACUGGGCCAUGAAUCCUCCCCAGACGUUAUCUGGACAACAACUACAGACAGAAACAGGAGAAGAAUACAUUCUCAGUAAAUUGUUUAAAGCACAAGAGAAUGACAGCAUGACAACAGAUUAUUCUUCCUUUUUAACUCGUUGUUUCAUCUGUCGAGUUCGUUGCUUGUUGGACAGUACUUCUGGUUUCCUUACAAUGCAGUUCCAAGGCAAACUAAAGUUUCUUUUUGGACAAAGGAAGAAGUCCUCAUCAGGAACAAUAUUGCCACCUCAGCUGUCAUUAUUCUGCAUAGUGGUACCACUUCUGCUUCCUUCUGUGACAGAGAUGAAAAUGAAAAGCCUACUUGUGAAAGCAAAACACAAAGCUGAUGAUGCAGCAGCAGUGAAUACAAACUCCAGUUCCAAAAGUAAUUCAGGGCUGUGUGAAGCAGCAGAUUUAUAUGGAAGAAACAGUCAUCAUGAAGGUGCUGCUUUCACUAAUGUAUUACAGAUUGCUGAAAACCAAAUCAAAGCAAAGAAUAAUGGAGAAAAUGGCAUUUCUCUAGUCAAAGUACAAAAAAGUGAAGAUCACUGGGUCUGGGUUCAAGCCAACACUCAACUUCUGUAUCGAAGUGGUUGUUCAGAGUAUGUCCUUGCCCAACAGCAAAUGUUAAAGGAAGAAGAUGAACAACUGAAGAUACUAAGUGGUUUUGCCAGUUUGAAAGGAAACCUGGAGGGGCUUUCCUAUAACAGCGCCAUUGAAACUCUGGGACAGUGGAAGCAUCUUAACUGGACAGCAGUAAAAAACGAACAAGAUAACAUAAAAGUGAAGUUUGAGCCACAUACAAACGGUGAGUGUUUUAUGCAAGAGGAACCUCUCAGUUCCAACACAUCAGUUUUAGGUGUUCAAAACAACUGCACCACAAACAGUAGCUGGACUUUAAGAAACUCAAGCUCUUGUUCUAUGAGCCAGCGAAUGAACACAUGUUCAAACAGGAGAGCUGGAUCACUCUACAACAGAGACCAAAGCUUCUUAAACUUAGCAUCAACUUGCCCUUCCCACUGGGGGAGCGCAGAAAGCUGCCAGUCUUACUCAGGUGUACAACAGCGUUGUGCGGAGAACUAUGCAACGGACCAUCUGAAAAUGCAGAGACCAUUCAUAUCCUCAGAGUCUUUCUAUGACACAGCCUUUCCCUUGGAGAUGCCUAUCAAAACGGAAUAUGAUUCUGAUUCUGAAAACAUUGCUGAUAACUACCUGAUGUCACAAAACCGAGCCUCGGUGGAUGAGAAUGGCUCAGUGAGAAAGCAGGUGUUUAGCUACCCCAAUAGAGUACAUCUCAAAACAGAACUGGACCUCUGCGAGCCAGCCUCACCUUGUCAGAAGCCAAGGCACUGCCUUUACACACCGCAUAACUGGCAGUGCAUCGUAGCAAAUCAUCCCAACAACAUAAACCUGAACAGAUCUUGCAAGGGUUCACGUAGCAAGGAGGUGGCCCCGUUUUAUGCUCAGAACUCCUCCGGGUGUUUGGAAAGCAUGCCCGACCUGACACACACAGCAUGCUACGGCCACUUCUACAGCCCCAGCCCAGGAGAGGAGAAAGAACAGAAUAAUGAGGGGUUUAAAAUGCCGUGUGAAUUUAAAAACCCCUGCUUGGUUCAAGCAAUCAAGCGUGAACCCCUGGAUUCUCCACCAUUGUCCAGCAGUGGACAGAACAGAGUACACACGAGCUUCCCUGAAAAUACAUUAGCAGGUCCUGUGCCUCAUAAAACCACUGAAUGUACAUUUUUACAAUAGAUUUUAUAACAUUUGGAGUAUUUAUCAUGUUAAAGGCAUGAAGUUGUAGGUUCUCUUCCAGUUGGGUUAAAUAAUUUACUAAAAUUAAAAGCCAGUGCAAAGAUUUUGUGUGUGUGUGUGUGUGUGUGUGUGUGUGUGUGUGUGUAUGAGACAAAACACACAGACACACACACAUAAUAUACCCUGUACUGCCCUACUACCCUUCUCUUAGUGAUCUUUGGAAAGAAAGAAAGAUAAAACCUCAGGCAUAGAAAAAUAAUCAUUGCUCACUGCACAGGUAUACAUGCUAAUUUGUCUUUUAUCAUCUCUCCUCUCAUGUCUACAAUUUAUUGCCAAGGUCUAGCUAUUUCUGUUUCCUGCCUUUGUUCUGUUUGGUUUUCUGAAGCUGAUACGGAUGUCUCUGUGCAAACGUAAAAUGUUUAUGGUCUUCAGCGUGGCCGCUUUAUCUUAGUGCUUUUUGUAUUUUAAGUUCUUUGCUAUUCUAGUAAGAAGCAUCUGCUAUUCCUUUAUCUCAGCAUUAAACUGAUGGCAACAGGAUAGCAUUAAUUAAAACAAAUUACUUUCAUAAAAUGCAUUAGAAAUUAUUUCACUUCAAACUGAAGUUCUUCCCAAGUUUCCUUGAUAAUACUGAUGUUUUAGCAGCCAUGUUUUUCCAUUCUAAAGCCAUCAGCCUUUCAUGUUGCUGUUUGAAAGGCCGAACAAUGGAAUGUUACCCACUUCUAUGUUACCAAUGCUGUAAAAUAUACAUGAGAAAAUAUUUCCCCAAUAUUUAUUGCUGUUACUUGUAACAUUAACAAAGGAAAUGCACUUUUUAAUUUGAUAGUAUUUAUUUGAUUGAUAACAGCUUGUUAGAUAUUGUCACCUGGCAUCAAAACCAAACACCACACUAAGAUUACACAUCUUAUUUUCAAAAGCAUCCUAGUUUCAUUCACAAAAUAAAAUCUUAAUCUCUUAAACCAAGAGCUAACUGGAGGAUGCAUAUAUUUCAAAAGCACAAAGUGUUUUUGAAAACAGAUCUGAUGCUUUCCUUUGAACCCAGGCAGUCAUGCAUUUCCACCAAAAAAAAAAAAAAAGUACAACUUCUGGUUUGGUUUUUAUCGCUGUUGUAGUUUGACUCCUGCACUAACUUUUGCUUUAAAAUUGCACUAUGUCAACUUUAUAUCAACUUCACCUAUAUAAAAACCACAUCAUUUAAAAAAAAAAAAAAGGCAAAAAAAAAGCUUAGAUGUAUAUGUGCUUUUCGAAGGAAACCCUAUAAUGAAUGUUUUCUUUUCAAAAUAUUAUAAAUAAUUAUAAUGUCUUCAUUUCUGUAUCUGCUAGCCACUAAAGGCAUGGCUUUACAUGCCAGAACAGUGGCAUAAACUUCUCCCAAAUGCUAUAAAUAUGUGCGAUAAGUGUAGUUUAUGGGGAAUGUUUCUGCACCUGGGAGGCUGCUCUUCUCCAAGCCUGUCUGUCUUCUCUGAUAGAAAUUAUUGCCUGUACAUUAGAGUUGACAGAUGCAAAGAUUACAUUCUUUGCAUGUCAGUUAAGUACUUGUGAACAAUCGUGUGAUCUGAAAUGCUGCACUUUACACUGAAAUGGUACCUUUUGAUGGCUGUCCUGCAGAAGGCAGUAUUCCCAGCAAAAAGACAAGAGUCCACAGUAAAGAGGGACAAUAAUGUCUUACUGUAGCUCAAAUUAAUUCUGCCAUAGUCCAACUGACCAUACCCAAGCCAUGAAAACAUUUUUUUUUGUGUGUCUGAGAUAAAUCAGUUCCCUGUUGGCUAUGUGCUGCUUCUUACUUAAGAUAGUCUUGAUAUCCUUGCUUUAAUACUGCUGCCAGUGGGUGCAGUGCAACAUCAGACGUUCUGAAGUGAGACUACGAUGGUGGAAUUUACACAGCUCUCAGGUACACCACUGUUCACAUCACAUAAAUUCAAGCCAAAUUGCAGAAAUGCUUACAGGCAAGAAAACUGGCUACUCAUGUACAGCAGGACUGCUGAAAAGCUGCUCAUUUAAUUCCAUACUUGGACUCACUGUCACACCCCUCUCAGAGAGAGUACCUGGGCCUGGUUUGCACUACCUUGCACCUUCUCUCAUUAUUUACAUUGAUGCAAUGACCGUAAAACACUGUUGUCCUAAUCUGGGCGUGCUGGUGCCACUUUGCACAAUGUAAGUGUUUAAAUCAGGUGCAGCUCUGUAGAGGACUGUGCCACAGAAUGCCUCAUCUGUGCUUAGAAAUAUUUCCUGACAUGACUACAAUGGGACAUCUAUAUCAGCCAGAUUUCUCUCGUCAGUGUGGAACAACAUAUAUUAACAACAGAAGCUCUCUACAGAUCAUUCUGUUACAGAAUGAAGGCUAUUUUGUUAACAUAAAUAUCUACUUUAAGGCUUUCCUGGUUUACUUCAGCUGAGAUGAUUUUUCUCAUGUUUCCAACAAACACAGACAUAUUUUACACGUUAAUUGAUGUUAUAGAGGUAGAUGAAGCUUCUGCAUGUAAAAGAAUCUAAUUUAAGAGAUGUAACAGCCUUCUUCUAGGAGGAUGGAUGAACGUGUGACUCAAAAGUGUGAUGUCACCUUCUGACUCCCUACUGUGUAAAUGCAGUCAGGUUUGCUUCCUUAUUGUUCCAUAAAGUCUGAAUGCAAACACACUAGUCCUGCACAUCACAUUUGAAUUUGGCCCUGUUAAUUUAUGGCUGGGUAGUUAUUCCAUGUCUCACAUGAAAAAAUGUGGUAUCAGUGUAAUUCUCUUUAAGUUAUCACACAUAUCCAUCAAUUUCCUAAGAACUGUGCUUAUAAAGUGAUCAGCAAUUUAUCCUCUUUUUGGACAACUGCUAACCACUGUCAAUAUGUUACUAUGAUAGUAAACAAAGACCAGUUCCUUCAGUCACUCGUGUUUAGCCCUUAUCCUUAAUGAGCUGGUAUUUGUAUCCCUCAAACACAGCCCAAAAGUCUGUUUUAAGAGCCUCCAAAUGUAUUUAUUGUAACAACAAUAAAAAAGUUUUCUUGCAGAAGAAAUUCCUAGUCGAACACUUAACCUGAUAAGAACUUGGAGCACAGAGGCUCCAAGAAAUGCCUUUUUCCAGUGUGUGCUUCUAACACCUGACUGAUGACAGUAUUCAAACUUCCUAAGCCAUAAACAUGCCAGAGGUUGAGACAGAAUGAGCUAAUGAAUUCUUGUGUUCGGGGCUAUGUUUUGAUAUUCAUCCAUAUUUUUUCUAUAUGGAAGGUGAGCAGCCCUAAAAGCUCUAAAAGAAUGUGUUUCCCUCUGAAAUGUUGCUCAGUCCACAGAGAGCAGAGACUAUUAUCAAUGCUAAAGCUGCUGAAUAAGGUCUUGUCUAUACUGUGAAUGUGGCCUGAUUCAUCUGUCAGUGGACAGCUGUUGAACACCAUAAGAAUGCUAGUCCAACUGAAGUACACCAUUGUAAGCACUAUUUUUACUGAAAAACAACCUGAUUUGAGCCAAGAGUUAAACUUGUCCAGCAACAA
This is a messenger RNA of Neopsephotus bourkii (Bourke's parrot), 5946 nucleotides long. RefSeq names its product aryl hydrocarbon receptor repressor (gene AHRR). The transcript has 11 exons. Bases 198 to 2477 code for a protein of 759 amino acids. Gene Ontology annotation, cellular component: nucleus; aryl hydrocarbon receptor complex. Gene Ontology annotation, biological process: regulation of transcription by RNA polymerase II. The record is from RefSeq and is a predicted model, not a curated record. NCBI's taxonomy places the organism in Eukaryota, Metazoa, Chordata, Aves, Psittaciformes, Psittacidae. Gene Ontology annotation, molecular function: transcription cis-regulatory region binding; nuclear receptor activity; protein dimerization activity.